Molecule: messenger RNA, 1759 nt
Organism: Benincasa hispida (wax gourd)
Lineage: Eukaryota; Viridiplantae; Streptophyta; Magnoliopsida; Cucurbitales; Cucurbitaceae
Product: phytoene synthase, chloroplastic
Biological process (GO): biosynthetic process
Molecular function (GO): squalene synthase [NAD(P)H] activity; geranylgeranyl diphosphate synthase activity
Source: RefSeq, a predicted model, not a curated record
GCCUCGUACCCAAAACGAAGUAAAUAUUUAAUUGGGCAAGAAACACUACUGACACUCUUCUUUGUCUCUGCCCCAAUUCAAAAACAGAGCCGCAACUUGCAGAAACUGGUCGUCGGGAUCAAGCAACCACACAUUUUGCGGACCAAAUUCUUCUAGCAACUACCGAGCUUCUAUUAGAGCAACCAUCCACCACCAUACCCAAAAAGCGCACACAACCCUCAACACAAUUCCCCACAAAUAAACACCCAAUUCAAUCAAAUUUCAAACAGAGACCCCCUUCCCUUUAUCUCUCUGCCUCAUUGCUGUUCUUCAACAAUCGUGCGAUACAAAAGAGAAGCUGAGUGGGAGUUUCCUCCGUGUCGAAGCAUUGCUUAGAAUUUCUUGGGCGGUUCGAUUGGAUUUAAGUUCUUUUUAGUUUUCUCCAUUUCAAUUUGCAUCUGGGUUUCUCGAUUCCUCUGCGAUUCGUUCAUUAAAACUCUUCGAAUCGAUUGAUAUGUCUUUUGCUUCUUCGUUGGUUGUUUCUCCCAACGUUGAACUUUCCCCAUCCAGCUUCGGGUUUCUUGAUUCAGUUCGAGAUGGACCCCAAAUUCCCGAUUCUUCCAGAUUCUUCUUGCGAACUCGGGCGGCGAAUCUGAUGAACAAGAAACAGAAAUGGGGGAAUCACUCUCACUCUACAGAACUGAAAUACCCAAUUCUCUAUGAAGAUGGAUAUGGGUCUGUUAUUGCAGCAAGUAUGGUGGCGAAUCCCGCCGGUGAAAUGGCCGUCUCAGCUGAGCAGAAGGUGUAUAACGUAGUUAUGAAACAGGCGGCUCUAGUGAAACGGCAACUGAGAACCGGCGGAGAAUUGGAUGUGAAGCCGGAUAUUGUUGUUCCGGGGACUUUGAGCUUGUUGAAUGAAGCUUAUGAUCGCUGUGGUGAAGUUUGUGCAGAGUAUGCCAAGACAUUCUAUCUGGGAACUAUGUUGAUGACUCCUGAGAGGCAAAAGGCUAUUUGGGCAAUUUAUGUAUGGUGUAGGAGGACAGAUGAACUUGUUGAUGGGCCAAAUGCUUCACAUAUAACACCUACUGCAUUGGACAGAUGGGAGGCAAGGUUGGAAGAGCUUUUCCAAGGGAGGCCUUUCGAUAUGCUCGAUGCAGCUUUAGCCGAUACUGUUACUAAGUUUCCGGUUGAUAUUCAGCCGUUCAAAGAUAUGAUCGAAGGGAUGAGGAUGGAUCUAAGGAAGUCGAGAUACAAGAAUUUUGACGAACUUUACCUCUACUGUUAUUAUGUUGCUGGAACAGUUGGGUUGAUGAGUGUUCCUGUCAUGGGCAUUGCACCUGACUCCCAAGCAAGCACAGAGAGUGUGUAUAAUUCUGCCUUAGCAUUAGGCAUUGCUAAUCAGCUCACAAACAUUCUCAGAGAUGUUGGAGAAGAUGCUAGAAGAGGAAGAAUAUAUCUACCACAAGAUGAGCUAGCACAGGCAGGACUUUCAGAUGAGGACAUAUUUGCUGGAAGAGUAAAUGAUAAAUGGAGAAACUUCAUGAAGAAUCAGAUUAAGAGAGCCAGAAUGUUCUUUGAUGAGGCCGAGAAAGGAGUUUUGGAACUCAAUAAAGCUAGUAGAUGGCCGGUCUGGGCUUCUUUGCUAUUAUAUAGGCAAAUAUUGGAUGAGAUUGAAGCAAAUGACUACAACAACUUCACAAAGAGAGCUUAUGUGAGCAAAGCUAAGAAAAUAUUGGCUUUGCCAAUGGCUUAUGCAAGGUCUCUCCUUGGCCCUUCAUGA